Messenger RNA from Leptidea sinapis, 1340 nucleotides. RefSeq lists its product as uncharacterized. NCBI's taxonomy places the organism in Eukaryota, Metazoa, Arthropoda, Insecta, Lepidoptera, Pieridae. Bases 268 to 1251 code for a protein of 327 amino acids. The transcript has 2 exons. The record is from RefSeq and is a predicted model, not a curated record.
AUACAUAUCAAUAAUUAUAAUAGUCUAAUACAUAGUUUUUGUUGGUAUAUUUAUUUGUUGAAAAUGCCUCCACUCAAAUUUUGUAACUAAUGAUUUUUUAUUGUUUUUAUUUAUUAGAAUACAUUGAAAUAUCAUAACUUUACUUGUAAAACUAUCGUAAAAUACAUUUCUGUAGUUAUUUUGUCCCAAUAUUCUAUAGUUUUUUUUAUAAAAUUGAUUCUAAAUGCCUCUCAAAAUGGUCGCACACAUAUAAAUUUAUCAUCUUGAAUGUGUGAGUGUCAGAAGAGAGUGGGGCUGAGUGUCUGGAUAUGGGGUGUUAUUCUUUUUCAGAUGAAGUAUUUUUCCCGAUUUAAAAAAAGGAGGUUAUCAUUUUUUUUACUGUGCACAAAUAAAACACAUUGCAUUUUUUUUACAGAAACUAACAUAUAUCCAACAAUAAUGUCUGACCAAGAGAUGUCUGUGCCGCUGUAUCGGUGCAGGGCCACUCCUGAUGGGCAGUUAGAGCUGACGGGGAGCCCGCCGACGAUGACAUCGAUAAAUUUAGAGGUCGGGGCUGCAAGUACAUCUGGAGUGGCGGCUAGUUCACCCUCAACGGCUCAGGGCCGGUGCAUUUUGGAGGCUCGACAUUCGCUGCUGCAGGACGAUGAUAUUGUCCUGCUACUAGCAGAUUCGGGCAGCGAAGGCGAGUCGGAUGCAGACCAGUCCGACGAGGACACUGAGGAGGCAACUCAAAUGCCGACGAGGGCAAUAACCCACCGCUUGCGUCACGAAGUAAUUGCUAGAACGGAAGGUCUUGCAAUAGAGCAUGAAUUUGAUGUGGAUGAUUUUAUUCCAGACGAAUGUGUGAUGGAUGAGUCGGUGGUAGUGCCAGAGGAUUUGAAUGUGUUGGGGGGGCAUGAACCUGUUGACGUAGGUGAAGUAUUUCAGUGGGCGGAAGACUUCAAUAGUUUUACCGGCCAACAAGAAACUUACUUACGUCAACCUGGGCCAGCAUUUAUUUCUAAUGACCCUACAGAGAUAUUUUUGAAGAUUUGGGACGUGGACGUUAUGGGUCUCAUAGCGUCAGAGACAAAUAAAUACGCAAGGCUAAAUAUUGAACAAUAUAGCAAUCGUCCCACCGUUCCCAAGUAUUUGGGGCAAUGGGCUGAUGUCACUAUAGACGAUUUGUAUAAGUAUUUCGCCUUACUGAUUAUUUAUUCGUCAUACAAUAAAGUUCUAGAAAUUUUUCUUUUAUAUAAAUUUUUAAAAUAAUUGUACUUACUGGUUAUAAAUUUCUAUAAAUAUUAUUAUUUCAUUGUUGUAUGUCUAUUAGUCAUAUUAUAAUAAAGCUCUAGAAAUAU